This is a messenger RNA of Musca domestica (house fly), 993 nucleotides long. RefSeq lists its product as uncharacterized. The transcript has 5 exons. Bases 82 to 993 code for a protein of 303 amino acids. NCBI's taxonomy places the organism in Eukaryota, Metazoa, Arthropoda, Insecta, Diptera, Muscidae. The record is from RefSeq and is a predicted model, not a curated record. Gene Ontology annotation, molecular function: lipase activity.
AAUAAUAAUAAUAAUAUCAUAAAUUUAUAUUCCGUACGAUGGCUACAUUUACCCAGCACCGUUGGAAAUCUAUCAUUGGCCAUGAGCCGUUCCGAGACCAAGGCAAAGAUACAAAAUGCCAUACAAUUUAUCUAUUACAAAAAUGGAAAUUUACUGGCCAAAUUGUCGCCUGGUGAUGAAUCGGAAGAAGCCAUCUCAUAUGUGGCCCGCAAAUGUGGAGGCAAUGAAAAAACCUCGUUUAUUUUUCAUGGUUGGACGGAAAGUUGUAGUACAGAAUGGGUUGGCAAUCUGAGAGAACGUUUGACAUUUUAUCGUGGCGGCUGUAUAAUUUGCAUAGACUACAGCAACUGGUCCAAGAAACCCUAUUUGGAUUUGGUACAAAAAUUCGAUAUUAUCAGUCAUAUUUUAUACGAAGAAAUUCUUGAACUAAUACGUAGAGGUGUUGACCCGGCAAAUGGCUAUAUGUUCGGUUUUAGUUAUGGCGGUCAAUUGGCAUCAAAAAUUGGCAGACAAUUGAUACAUUACAAUGAUUAUAUGUUUAAGCAGAUUGAUAUGUGUGACAUUGCCGGACCUGGCUUUGAUUUUCUCAGCUAUGCGGCCCAUCGUGAAGCUGCCGAAAAUGUGGCCUGCUAUUAUGCCAGUCUAGAUAAGGGUACACAAUUUCGUAGUUGCCAUCAAAAUAUAUUGCUGGGCCACUGCGGCUAUACACAGCCGGCCAUUUUGAGUCAACCCUAUUUCAGCAGUCAUGGCCUGAGUGUACAAAUCUAUAUAAAUGCCUUUGACUAUCCAUUCUAUGCCUCGAGUAAAUUGCCAACCUGGUGUCUGGCCGGAAAUCCGGUGCUAAAUUUACCAGAGGGCUUCAAAGUUGGUUAUAAUGGUGACAUUGGAAGCCACAUACAGGGUGAUAUAUUUGUACCGACGGGCCUAAAUUAUCCCUAUAAUCUGUCGAAAAGACAACUGAAAGCCUAUGAAAAAUAUUUUAAGGAAACGUGA